This is a messenger RNA of Diplodia corticola, 1902 nucleotides long. RefSeq names its product plastidic glucose transporter 4. The record is from RefSeq and is a predicted model, not a curated record. Lineage: Eukaryota; Fungi; Ascomycota; Dothideomycetes; Botryosphaeriales; Botryosphaeriaceae. The transcript has 5 exons. Gene Ontology annotation, biological process: transmembrane transport. Gene Ontology annotation, cellular component: membrane. The coding region runs from base 1 to 1902 and encodes 633 amino acids. Gene Ontology annotation, molecular function: myo-inositol:proton symporter activity.
AUGCCUCCGCCUCACGUGGAUAUUGAGGCGACAGAGCCCAACAGCUCUUCCUCAUCAACUGGCACCAAGUCCGCCGAGGAAGGAACACACCACUUGGAGCAACCCGACGGCCAGAGACGACCAAGUGUCGCUGCUCUUUUGUGCAACCCUUUGGCCGGACGCACUGAAGAGGAUGUGCUCGCCGAGGUCGACGCCUGGGUUGAAGAAAAGGGCUUACAAGACUCGCGAGAGGCGUUUCGCAAGGGAGCUCUACUCGCCCGCGUCCAGCAAAGGGACGAUGGCUUCGAGAGCGUCUCGGCCCUGAGCGAAGCCGAAAAGGAGCUGCUGCGGUACGAGAUCAAGCACAGGUGGAGCCAGCCCUUCAUGCUCUACUUUCUGGUCAUUUUGUGCGCAGGCUCCGCCAUCGUGCAAGGCAUGGAUCAGACAGCCGUAAACGGAGCUCAGCUCUACUACUUUGAGGAAUACGGAAUCACCAACGUGUGGCAACGAGGGCUGCUCAACGGCGCUCCGUACCUCGCUUCCGCUCUGAUCGGCUGCUGGACGAACGCCCCCCUCAACAAGGCUUUCGGUCGCCGUGGCACCAUCUUCAUAUCCUGCGUCAUCUCCUUCAUUACCGGCUUCUGGAUGGCCGCUGCCGAUUCUUGGUACAACCUGCUCAUCGCUCGCUUCGCCCUGGGGUUUGCUGUGGGGGCAAAGUCCAGCACAACCCCCGUCUACGCCGCCGAGUCUGCGCCCAAGACCAUCCGCGGCGCACUGACAAUGAUGUGGCAGAUGUGGACCGCCUUCGGCAUCAUGCUGGGCUUCGUCGUCUCCGUUGCCUUUGAGAAUGUCGACUUUCUGGGCCAGUAUUCCCAGUGGCGCUGGAUGCUCGCGUCCACCUCGAUCCCGCCCUUUAUCGUCAUGAUCCAGGUCUACUUCUGCCCCGAGAGUCCCAGAUGGUACAUGGAGAAAGGAAAGUACGACAAAGCUUUCCGCGCCCUGAAAAGAUUGCGGACGAACGAGAUCCAAGCCGCGCGUGACAUGUACUACGCCUACAAGCUUCUGGAGAUUGAGUCGGCUGAGCGCGAGGGAAAGAGCCUCUUCAAGGAGUUCUUCACCAUCAAGCGCAACCGCCGCGCCGCUCAAUCUUCCUUCUUCGUCAUGUUCAUGCAGCAGUUCUGUGGCGUGAACGUCAUCGCGUAUUAUUCCUCCGCCAUCUUUGAGCAAGCUGGUUUCUCGCGGUCGAAUGCCUUGCUUGUAUCCUUCGGCACCGGCGUCACCAACUGGUUGUUUGCAUUGCCGGCUGUGUACACAAUCGACACGUUCGGCCGCCGCAACCUGCUGCUGACAACGUUCCCGCUCAUGGGCAUCUUCCUCCUCUUCUGCGGCUUCUCCUUCUGGAUCCCCAACAACGCCGACGGUUCGGUCUCGGACUCUCGAAUCGCCUGCGUGGCUACGGCCAUCUUCUUGUUCAUGAUGGUCUAUUCGCCCGGCGAAGGACCCGUCCCGUUUACGUACAGCGCCGAGGCGUUCCCGCUGUACAUCCGCGACACGGGCAUGUCCUUCGCCACAGCCACCACCUGGGGCUUCAACUUCAUCCUCAGCCUGACCUGGCCCGCCCUCGUCGAAGCCUUCCAGCCUCAGGGCGCGUUUGGAUGGUACGCCGGCUGGAAUUUCGUAGGCUGGAUAUAUUGUUACUUCUUCCUGCCCGAGACGAAGAAUCUCACCCUCGAAGAGCUGGACACCGUCUUCUCCGUCGGCAACAGGGAGCACGCGCAGUACUACGCCCGCAAGCUGCCCUGGUAUCUCAACAAGUACAUCUUGAGGAAGGAUGUCCCGCCGUUUCCGCCGCUGUAUCAGUUCCACGAGGAAAAGGUUCACAGUCAUCAUGUACAGGAUGAGAAGGUUCAGGGAAAAGAAUAG